AUGAUAACUAGUAUUGUACUCCAAAUCAUCAUCUUCGGCGGAUUUGCCUACCUGGCCUAUCUCCUACUUGAAUUUCGUGACCGAGCGAUUGGGACCACCAAACGCAAAGAUCCACUAUUCAAAGACGUCCCUGGAUGGCCAUUAAUUGGACAGCUUGUUCAAGGUUUAGCAGACUCGUCCAACCAUCUAGAGGCGUCGACACGCAUGGCGCUAAAGCUUCGCCCAGGGUACAGCACCACGGUGCCAGGCGUCAGGAUGAUUGAUGUCAGCAAACCGGAAUGGCUUGAAUAUAUCCAGAAGACCAACUUUGAUAACUACGAAAAGGGUCCUUUGUAUCGAGAGCUUAUGGGCGAUUUGUUUGGUAAUGGUAUUAUCGUAUUGGAUGGUGCACAAUGGAAAAGAGCCCGAACGGUCAACUCGAGAGUAUUUCACACGCAAACCUUCAAGACUGUGAUAGAACCCAGUGUUGAUCAAAGUUUGGAUGGGCUUCUCAAAGUCUUACAAAGUGCGAGUGACGAGAGUCGAGGCGUUGACUUUUGCAAUCUAUUCACUCGCUUCACUCUGGCCUCCUUCGUCAAGAUGACUUUUGGAAGAGCUUUAGGUAUCUAUGGAGAGCAGUCUACAGCCGAGGCAGAAGCUCAAGCAUCCAACAAGCAUCUCUGUUCUCCCGAAGUUUUUGCAGAGGCGCUUGAUUUUUCACAAAAGCAGAUAGAUUUCAGGUUUAAUGUGAUGAUUGGAUGGGAAUUGUAUGAAAAAAUUAUCCCCAGCGUCGGACAAAGAAUGAAGCGCUCGUGCGAUACGAUCCACAACUACGCUUACACGUUAAUCGAUGAAAGAAUGUCGAAACUCUCAAGCGAUGGCGACUCUACCAACGGCAAUGAUUUUCAAAAUGACUUUUUGGGGUUAAUGAUGGAUUUCCAUCGGCAGCAGGGACACACUAUGGACCGUGAGGAGCUGAAGGAUGCUACAUUUGGCUUUCUUCUGGCUGGUCGUGAUGCAACAGCACAAUCGCUAUCAUGGUGCCUCUUCCAUCUUUUGAUGAACAAAGAUAUGAUUUCUAAAAUUCGGGAGGAAGUGGCUCAGCUUUUGGGCACAAACCCUUCCGACGAAAGCCGUGUAACUUACGAGAACUAUAAGCAAUUUACGAUCACCUAUGCAGCAAUCCUUGAAGCAGUCAGAUUACAUCCUCCGGUACCCAAGAGCCUGAAAUUUGCCAAGACUGAUGACGUAAUUCCCGGCGGACCAACUGUUGAGGCAGGUGACUGCGUUAUUUGGAGUGAUUGGCAAAUGGCCCGUGAUCCUGAAACGUGGGGCUCAGAUUGUGGGCAAUUUAAACCGGACCGCUGGAUUGAUGAAGAUGGGAAGAUUCGAAACUUCGGGAAUUUCAUAUACCACGCUUUCAACGGUGGGCCAAGACGCUGUGUGGGGAUGACCAUGGCGAUCUUUGUCAUGGUCAAAACUAUCGUUGAGAUGCUACAAAAAUAUGAUCUGGAGUUUUCCGAAGGGUGGUUAGAAAACGUUCCAAAAAGCGCGGAUAUAGAAGGCAUCAGAACAAACUAUCCUACUCCGCAAUAUUUGGCCUCGAUGACGCUCCCGAUGGAAAAUCCUAUGAUGGUCGCGGUGAAGCCCCGCCUAAAUCAAGAUAAGUAA
This is a messenger RNA of Puccinia triticina, 1650 nucleotides long. RefSeq lists its product as uncharacterized. Gene Ontology annotation, molecular function: heme binding; monooxygenase activity; iron ion binding. Lineage: Eukaryota; Fungi; Basidiomycota; Pucciniomycetes; Pucciniales; Pucciniaceae. The transcript has 14 exons. The record is from RefSeq and is a predicted model, not a curated record. Bases 1 to 1650 code for a protein of 549 amino acids.